CAGUGCAGUGUGUAAAGCUCUGCGCCUCUAGUAUACACUGUACACCGUAUAUCUAUAUAUCUACCUGUAUACAUAAUAGUCGCGGGAUGCGCCGCGGCUGCCGCAGUUCAUAAUCGCAGUCAUGCUGCCGUGCUGCUCCGCGUAACAGAAUGCAAUAGACGGAGGCGCAGAGAAAAGCGUGAGUAAAUGUUGGAGGGUUAUCGUCGCGAGGAUCGGUGACGCGCAGCUAGGUGUCGGCAGCUCUGGUCUCGUCGUCGUCGCCGAGGAUGAACGUCGGCGAGGAGCAGCAGUGUUAGUGCUUGCUUGCGCUACGAAGAAAGCCUGCAGAGAAGUCAAGCGAGCCUAGCUGCCUCGACGAGCACACGUAACGAUGCCACCCUUGACGCUCGGCAAUGAAAAAAACAACAGCGGCGGCGACGCGGCCAAGCAACGACCAGCCGGCGUCGAGUUCGCCUUCGCAGCGGCGUCGGGAGUCUGCGCGGGCUGCUUCACCAACCCCAUCGACGUGGUGAAGAUCCGACUGCAGCUGCAGGGCGAGUUGGCGGCCCGGGGCUCCUACCAGCCCAUCUACCGCAACACCUUCCACGCGGCCUACCUCAUAGCCCGGCACGAGGGCAUCCUCGCCCUCCAGUCGGGCAUCGCCCCGGCGCUCUGCUUCCAGGUCUUUCUCAACGGCACCCGCCUCGGCUCCUACUACUUCGCCAAGAACAAGGGCUUCAUACUGAACGAGCUCGGCGAGACGAGCGUCUGGAAGACGGCCCUCUGGUCGGGCUUCGCCGGGGCCACGGGCGCCGUCGUGGGCAGUCCCUUCUACAUGGUCAAGACGCAGCUGCAGUCCCAGUCGGCCAAGAACAUAUCGGUCGGCUACCAGCACCACUACAGCGGCGCCUUCGACGCCUUCCGACAGGUGUGGCGCGAGGCCGGCUUCUGGGGCCUCUAUCGCGGCUGGUACGCGAAUCUGCCCAAGACCUUUGUCGGCUCCGCCACGCAGAUCACCGUCUUUGGCCUCGUCACGGAUUGGCUUCGCACUUUGGAGCUCUUUCAGAACAAACCCCUGUUUCUGACUUUCGUCGGCUCGCUGUGCAGCGGCUGCUGUUUGGCCGUCGUGAUGCAGCCCUUCGACGUCAUAUCCACGCGACUCUACAACCAAGGCACGGACCCCCAAGGCAAGGGCAUCUACUACAGCGGCCUCUUCGACGCCCUCUACAAAGUCUUCAAGAUCGAGGGCGCUUGGGGCCUCUACAAGGGCAUAUUUCCCACUCUGAUGAGGAGCGCGCCCCACGUCAUACUCUGCCAAGUCUUUUACGAGAGAAUAUCCCAGUUGUACGACGAUUUUCAUUGAUUCGCCCUUGCUGUUCGUUUUCUAUUGUAGUCACUGUGAUACAUAUCAUCCAAGAACGAAAAACAAAAAAAUAGUGGAAACCUCGACAGGAGAGACUGUUUGCUGGAAUAUUGUGCAUUGUGAACGAACCCUUUGAUGCCUUUGAGGACGAUUUUUCUUUCGGUUUAACUAGAGAAAAGUGUCCCCGUCGCGAGAUUCUUCUUGUUGAAUGCAACGAUGUUUUGUGCAAUCAUUAACGAAUCAGCUGAAAUUUUUAACUCCGAGUCUCGUGUAGACGUUAACAUAGAGAAUCCUAGUGCAUAUAUUUAUUAAAGUGUUGUCCAGUUCGCGAAUUAUUGUGUAUGUUGUGCAUUUGUAUUUUAAAAAUUUUAGAUUUUUAGCGUGUUAAACGUGUCGAAUUAUAAGAAAUUGUUAGGGACAUUUGAGAAUGUCGCUUUGUUGAAUAAAUUAUCAGAGAACUCCUUUUUAUAUUGAAUAAA
Molecule: messenger RNA, 1821 nt
Organism: Trichogramma pretiosum
Lineage: Eukaryota; Metazoa; Arthropoda; Insecta; Hymenoptera; Trichogrammatidae
Product: solute carrier family 25 member 35-like
Exons: 3
Coding region: 371-1342 (323 amino acids)
Source: RefSeq, a predicted model, not a curated record